AUGCCUCUCUACGCCUCCAAAUCAGCCUUCCUCGCUUCGGACAUGAAAGCGUGUCCCAUGCAGCCCUCCGACCCCUCCUGUCCUAUCUGCCGCGAGGAUCUCCAGCCUCAGGAGUCAGAAGCCUUAUCCGCGAGCCCUUCAAGCGAAGUCGCACAGAACGGUAACCCCAUUACGAACGGUUCCGCCCAUGACCAUGGCACCACCGCCGUCAACAGCGCACCCGCUGAACCGAACGAAGAUCACUCCCCCGUCAAGGUCACCUGCUGCAACAACAUCUUCGGCCGCAAUUGUCUAGAAACUUGGCUCACCAGGGGAAACAGCUGUCCAUUCUGUCGCGCCGAGUUUUUCCCCUUGCAGACCGCACCAACCCGACUGACAUUCGAAUGGUUUGCUCGGGCCAUGGGGACAGCAGGAGCUCGAACCGACGCGAGGUUGGAGGCAGCGAGAGCUCGAUACACAGAGGGCAUGGAGGCGGCGCAUAUUCGAUAUGCAGAGAGCAUAGAGGCUGCGACACGUCGCAUUACAGUCACACGUAGAAGGGACCUGCGCACGCUUGAGGCUCUGCAUAGGGCGGCGGACCCGGAUUCGGAAUUGGCGGACCAGGAUGACGCUGAGGAUGAGUCUGAGUUGUCCUUCGAGACCGAGUCGGAGGAUGAUUUUGAUUUAAUGCCCGAGCUAGAGUCGGAGGAUGAAAGCGAAGGGUACCACUCGGAGUCUGGGUCUGUUAUGAGCGAAGAUGAGGAUGACGAGUCUGAGUUUGAAGAUGAAGAUGAAGAUAGCGGUGAUGAGGACGGUGGGGGCGGUGGACCCCCGGAAGGACCUGGAUCUGGAGGCGCGGUUUGUGUUGGGUGCGCUCAUACAGGUGCUUCAGUGCGAGCCUAG
Messenger RNA from Alternaria incomplexa, 882 nucleotides. RefSeq lists its product as uncharacterized. Lineage: Eukaryota; Fungi; Ascomycota; Dothideomycetes; Pleosporales; Pleosporaceae. The record is from RefSeq and is a predicted model, not a curated record. The transcript has a single exon. Bases 1 to 882 code for a protein of 293 amino acids.